CUGUUUGAACAUUCUUGAAAACGAAGUGUGCAGUGUCUGGAUGUUUAAAAAAUCCAUCCUCUUUGUUGUUGUAGUACUAUUUACAACCAUGUUAGGAGAACGUAAAAGAAGAAGCGUUGUUAACACAAUAGCUCAAAUCAAUGUUGUUGUAGCAGCUAUCUAAGCCCCGCUUGGGUGGUAGGAUUCAGGUAUCGAAGUUAUCUAACGGUAAAUUUGCUGUUUCGACAGGGUCGGACCAUAAAGGCAGUCGGGUCUACGUACCCGAAACGGAUCCGGAUUUUUAUCCGCACAAGGACUGUCUACUUGGCAGCGUUCUUCAUAUUUAUUUCAGGAAGGUUUUCUGCCGCUACAACAACAACAUUAAUGGGAUUCAUUGGGCAUGCAGAGGUGGUUAGAGCCAUGUGGGGAUUGAUUGCACGCAGGACUUAUAUUUGGUAUUUUUUUAGAUUAUAUGAAUUAAGGUAUUCGGUCAAAUGUAAUCAAAUUUACGUUCCCUAAGACUGAAGAAAUUUUAGAUAUGUAAGUGAAGUGAAAAUUAUCUAAAUCUACUGGGAGCUCCUCUAUGAGCGAUUAAUGGAAGAGGAGGUUAAAAGUUCAACUCCAUAUGUGUAAUGCACAUAUUUCAAUUGAGAAUUCUGUAGUUCACUAAUAAAAUUUUGAUAGAAUAACGAUCGAUUGAUUCAUAUAUGAAGAACUAUUAUUCGACGGAAUUAUAGGAAUAUAAGGAAUUCUACCAUUUGUGAAUAUUUGAUAUAUUUAUAAAAAAAACAGUAUGGUACCAUUGGCAUCGGUAGCCGAAUGAUACAGUUGCUUUUAGUUUACCUUAAUUACACAAAAUAUAUAUAAAAUGUGAAACUACGUGGCAUCUCAUUUGGUAAAACGUCUAUUUGAAGUUGUCAAUUCGGAACACUAGUGCACGUGUGGGAUUUGUUGUUAAUCUUUUUAUUUUACAAACUACAUUAACUUUACAAUAAAAAUGAAGAGAAAACCGCAACUGGAAGCUGAAACCGAUUCCGAAUAUUAUUCGGAUGAUAAUUCAGACGAAGAGCUUCAAGAAGCCUUUGCUCGUGGCGACCUUAAACCGGGUUUGAACAUAGAGUUCAGCUCAGGAAGAGAGAAAGUCAACAAUAUCCCAAAACUGCUAGCCAAAACAGAUGAAAUUAAACUAGAUUUGCCAUGGAUAGAAAGAAUGGAUAUGGUAAAUGAUUUGGCUCCACUGGCACCUGAAUUAGUCGUGCAGUUAGAGAAACAUGAGCAGAAGCGUGUUAAUAUGUUUAAAGGCAACGCUAAAAUUCCAUAUGUGCGUCCGGACGAAGAUCCUAUACUAAAUGACUUUAAACGUGAAAUGCUAUUUCAUCGCCAAGCACAGGCCGCCGUAUUGGAGGGAAUACAACUUUUACAUUCUGCGGAGGUUGUUACGCGUCGUCCCGAUGACUAUUUUGCUGAAAUGGCUAAAUCUGACGAACAUAUGCAAAAGGUACGUGCUAAUCUUAUGGCCAAGCAAGAGGGUCAAGCUAAGUCGGAACGUAUCAAGCAAAUACGUGAACAACGUAAAAUGGGCAAAUUACUUGCAAAACAAACAAAAGUACAGCGGGAAAUGGAAAAGAAAGAUAUGUUGGAUAAGUUGAAGAAAUUCCGAAAAGGCAAAUUGAAAAAUCUUGACUUCUUGGAGGAUGCUAAGGCCUUAGAAUCACAAAAGAAAAAAUCAACAGAUAAGCGGAAACAACGUAAUAAGAAGUUUGGGUUUGGUGGUAAAAAGAAGGGCCAAAAACGAAACACAAAAUCCUCUGCCGGCGGAUUCGAAAAAGUGAAAAAUUUUAGGAAAGGCGCAAAAGCUUCGAGCAGUGGAAACAAACGGCUAGGAAAAUCACGCCGAUUGAGAUCCAAAUCACAGAAAUAAUAUAUUUUUAAUAUUCAUAGUCUAGGCCUAUUAUAUUAAACAAUAGAUAUAAAAGUUAAAAUCAUAUGUAUGUAUACUUUUUUAUUUAUCACUAUUAUUUAAUGGAAUUUCUUUUUUUUCCUUUUUUUUUGUUACUCUCUGUUUUAGUUGAUAUAUCUUCAUUGCUUAUAACAUGAAGCUCAUCACCUAUAUGGUCUUCUGUAUUCAGCUUUUUUUUGUUCUUUGACGAAUUUUGGUUUUUUUCAGAUGUCAUAUAUGGGUCUAUGGAGCUUUCUUUUCGCUUUUUAUUCCGGUUCGAACAGACAGAAUUAUGAAUCGUGAUUUCAUUUACAUCUAGAACUUCUUCUCGAACAAUAUCGGUAGUCAC
Bactrocera oleae (olive fruit fly) is the source of this 2267-nucleotide messenger RNA. RefSeq names its product probable rRNA-processing protein EBP2 homolog. Lineage: Eukaryota; Metazoa; Arthropoda; Insecta; Diptera; Tephritidae. Gene Ontology annotation, cellular component: nuclear periphery; preribosome, large subunit precursor; nucleolus. The record is from RefSeq and is a predicted model, not a curated record. Gene Ontology annotation, biological process: rRNA processing; ribosomal large subunit biogenesis.